GUGGUAGAGAGCAGCUGGUUGCGUUAAAACCACCAUCGAAGAAGAGAUAUAAACUUUAAUUUGAAAAUGGCGUCCGCCGUGAGCCGUGAUGUUUCUGAAAAUAAACGCAAGCUAGAUGAAGAUGAAGAUGAAGGCGGAUGGGUCGGGCCGCUGCCCAGUGAGGCCACACAAACAAAAAAGAAGAAAGUUCUGGAGUAUGAAAGAUUGUACCUGGACAAUUUACCCUCUGCCUCCAUGUAUGAGAGAAGUUACAUGCACAGGGAUGUUAUUACACACAUUGUUUGCUCCAAAACAGAUUUUAUCAUAACAGCGAGUCAAGAUGGGCAUGUGAAAUUCUGGAAGAAGAAAGAGGAUGAAGGAGUGGAGUUUGUCAAGCACUUCCGCAGCCAUUUGGGUGUGAUGGAGUGUAUCUCCGUCAGUGCGGAGGGAGCGCUUUUCUGCUCUGUGGGUGAUGAUCAGGCCAUGAAAGUUUUUGAUGUCGUUAACUUCGACAUGAUCAACAUGCUCAAACUCGGCUUUCAUCCAGGCCAGUGCGAGUGGAUCUAUAAUCCGGGAGACGCCAUCUCCACCGUAGCCUGUUCGGAGAAAUCGACUGGGAAGAUUUUUGUAUACGACGGACGGGGAAGUAAUCAGCCCCUGCACACGUUUGCAAAGAUGCACACCACGCCACUGUCUCAGAUCCGCCUGAAUCCCAAGUAUCGCGUCAUAGUGUCGGCUGAUAAAGCGGGAAUGUUGGAAUACUGGACGGGGCUCCCGAGCGAAUUCAAAUUUCCACGGCAGGUGGAGUGGGAGUUCAAGACCGACACGGACUUGUACGAGUUUGCCAAAUGCAGAACGUAUCCCACCAGCCUGGCGUUCUCCCAAGACGGCAAGAAAAUGGCCACCAUCGCCACUGACCGCAAAGUCCGGAUUUUCCGUUUCCUCACUGGGAAGCUGAUGAGAGUGUUUGAUGAAUCAUUAACCAUGUUCACGGAGCUCCAGCAGAUGAGGCAGCAGUUGCCUGAUAUGGAGUUUGGCCGCAGGAUGGCGGUGGAGCGAGAGCUGGAGAAGGUGGACGGCAUCCGACUGACCAACAUCAUCUUCGACGAGACCGGACACUUUGUGCUUUACGGCACUAUGCUGGGCAUUAAAGUCAUAAACGUGGAGACUAACAGGUGUGUGCGGAUCCUGGGCAAACAGGAGAACAUCCGUGUGGUGCAGCUGAGUCUGUUUCAGGGAAUAGCCAAGGCCAUGCAGGCCGCACCAACCAUUGAGAUGAAGGCCUCUGAGAACCCAGCGCUGCAGAGCACUGAUCCAGACCCCACCAUCUUCUGCACCGCCUUCAAGAAGAACCGCUUCUACAUGUUCACCAAGAGAGAGCCGGAGGACACCAAGAGUGCUGAUUCUGACCGUGACAUCUUUAAUGAGAAGCCGUCUAAAGAGGAAGUGAUGGCAGCCACACAAGCAGAAGGGCCGAAAAGAGUGUCAGACAGCGCCAUCAUUCACACCACAAUGGGCGACAUCCAUAUCAAGCUCUUUCCUGUGGAAUGCCCCAAAACUGUGGAGAACUUCUGCGUCCACAGUAGGAACGGUUAUUACAAUGGCCACAUAUGUCAUCGUGUCAUCAAGGGCUUCAUGAUCCAGACCGGAGACCCCACAGGCACAGGGAUGGGUGGAGAGAGCAUCUGGGGGGGAGAGUUUGAGGACGAGUUUCAUGCCACACUGAGACACGACAGACCCUACACCCUCAGCAUGGCCAACGCAGGCCCGGGAACCAACGGAUCGCAAUUUUUCAUCACUGUCGUCCCAACUCACAUGAGCGGCCCCGGCUGGCAUCCAUCUUCCAGGCAGACAAACUCAAUGGUGUGCACCUGGUGCUGUGGACAGAGCAUCUUCUCAUGGGGCUUGUCUGCCAGCGGCACACGCCGGUGUUUGGUCAGUGUUCGGGUGGAGUGGGUGAGCUGGGAGCACUCGGCACACAGGUGUGUGGCACAAACCGUGCAGUACAUAGAAGCAGUGUGA
Molecule: messenger RNA, 2001 nt
Organism: Sinocyclocheilus grahami
Lineage: Eukaryota; Metazoa; Chordata; Actinopteri; Cypriniformes; Cyprinidae
Product: peptidylprolyl isomerase domain and WD repeat-containing protein 1-like
Exons: 11
Coding region: 67-2001 (644 amino acids)
Biological process (GO): protein peptidyl-prolyl isomerization
Molecular function (GO): protein binding; peptidyl-prolyl cis-trans isomerase activity
Source: RefSeq, a predicted model, not a curated record